Messenger RNA from Tinamus guttatus (white-throated tinamou), 2667 nucleotides. NCBI's taxonomy places the organism in Eukaryota, Metazoa, Chordata, Aves, Tinamiformes, Tinamidae. The record is from RefSeq and is a predicted model, not a curated record.
AUGUAUACCUCUGGGAAACCUUCUCCAACAAGACACCUUGCUUCACACCCUGUCUUGGAUUAUAUGCAAAGAAGUUUCCAGUCAUGAGUGCAGAUGCUGAGCAGGAUGCUGCUGUCAAACUUGCCCAAGAACGAGCAGAGAUAGUUGCCAAGUAUGACAGAGGACGCGAGGGUGCCCAGAUUGAACCAUGGGAAGAUGCUGACUAUCGUCUUUACAAAGUCACAGACAGAUUUGGCUUUCUACACCCAGAGGAACUUCCUGUUCACGAUGUGGCAAUAGAAAAGCAAAAGCACCUUGAAAUUGAAAGAACUACAAAAUGGCUAAAGAUGCUCAAAAGCUGGGAAAAAUACAAGAAUAGCGAAAAGUUUCACAGGAGAAUUUACAAAGGCAUCCCGCUGCAGUUCAGAGGGCAAGUCUGGUCCUUGCUGCUUGAUGUUCCUAAAAUGAAAGAAGAAACAAAAGACCUUUAUAAUAAAUUGAAGUGUGAAGCACGAGGGUCUUCACCAGAUAUUAGGCAAAUUGAUCUCGAUGUAAAUCGAACAUACAGGGAUCACAUCAUGUUUAGAGACAGAUACGGUGUUAAGCAACAGUCUUUAUUCCAUGUUUUAGCUGCCUAUUCCAUGUAUAAUACGGAAGUUGGAUACUGUCAGGGAAUGAGCCAAAUUACAGCUUUGCUCCUGAUGUACAUGAAUGAAGAAGAUGCCUUCUGGGCCCUGGUGAAGCUCCUCUCGAGUCCGAAGCACGCUAUGCACGGUUUUUUUAUUCCUGGUUUUCCAAAACUGUUGAGGUUUCAAGAACAUCAUGACAAAAUACUGAAAAAAUUUUUGUCAAAACUGAAGCAACAUUUGGACUCCCAGGAGAUUUCCACUAGUUUUUACACAACAAAGUGGUUUUUCCAAUGUUUCCUUGAUCGUACUCCCUUUACAUUAUGCCUCAGGAUAUGGGAUAUCUACAUACUUGAAGGAGAGCGAGUUCUCACUGCUAUGUCUUAUACAAUCCUGAAACUACACAGAAAGCAUUUGAUGAAAUUACAAAUGGAAGAGCUUGUAGAAUUUCUGCAGGAGACUCUAGCCAAGGAUUUCUUCUAUGAAGAUGACUUUGUAAUAGAACAGCUCCAAAAUUCUAUGUCAGAAUUGAAACGAGCAAAGUUGGAUUUACCAGCAGCUGGUAAAGAAGAUGAGUUUCCAAAGAAGCCACUGGGGCAAAUUCCACCAGGACCUCAGCCUGCUGUGCUUAAUUUCACUCCAGUGCUCAACGGACAGAACAACACUGGUACACAAACAGCAAGAAGGACAGAUAGGAGAGCAGCUCCUGGAGAAGGUUUGGAAAGUUCACCAAAUAACCGGAAAAGAGUUAAUUCACUGGAAAAAAAGCCUUCUUUAAAACAGCAGAAGCCCCGACCAAUGGACACACACAGUGAUCAGACCAAGAAUGAGGUAGACACCAGAAGGAAACCUCAGCAAACAGGGCAAGAUAGCUCAAGACAGUAUAAUAAUGCAGCUGCUAACCAAAAUUCUAAUGCAACUUCAAAUACAAGAAGGGAAUUUGUACCGAAGUGGAAUAAACCGUCUGAUAUCAAAGUAAUUGAAAAGACUAUGAAAUUUACUGCAGAGGUGAAAGGAAGGCCAACGAACCAUUCUGUUUCAGCCUCACCACCAAGUCCUGGAGAAACACAGCCUUUGAAUGUAAAGCAGAAGAUGAGGGUUUUGGAUGUUGAUGAAGGUAAGCGAGGGUCUAAUGCGUCACAGUAUGACAACGUUCCAGAAGUUGAUCAUGAGAAUGAGAAUCUUGUUGAAGAGAUGCUGGAGAGAGCUCAUCCACAAAGUCCUAGGCACGUAACAUACUCUAACAGUCCAAGGAAGCAAACUGAAAAAAUACCAGCUCCGCUAAAAAUACCCAAUAAUUACACGUUCACUUCACAGCCCAGAUCUCCAAAAUACUCGUCACAAUCUGAUGGACUGCCUCAUGGAUUGAAUGUAAAGCAGUCACUGCCAUCUUACAGUAACCCACCUACUUACCACGGAAAUUCUCCAAAGCAUGUCCCCAGCAUAGGCAAUACAAGCUCUGUUUCCCUGCAUUACCAUGGGAAUCGAACCAGCCCUUCUGGGAGGCCAUAUGGUUCUUUUAUUUCCAUGGAUUAUUCUCCAGAUAAAUCCCAAAUGAAUUCUUACCCUGCCAGUCGCCAAAAUCCUCUUUCACCGAGCCCUGGUCAGAUAGAGGUAGCCCCUAUUGAUGCUUAUCCCAACAAUUCAAGGUCCCCCACAGGAGUCAAAUUCAUAAUCCCACCAGUGGAUUACGUACCAGAAGACAGACAGUGGCCAGAUGCUGCAUAUAUGUACAGACAUGAGCCAUAUAGGCAGCCCUGGAGCCCAGAUGCUAACAAGGGCCAAUCGGAUAAUUUCCAGAAAUACCAGCAUUUUCAGUCAACACCUUUUCAAGAUAACAGUCUUCCUGCUGUUUCUGUUGAUAGUCCAAUAAGAUACAGGACUUCACCAACCUUUGACGAGCGUGGUUCGCCACCAUCAGCUCAGACCCAACACUACCGAAGCAGGAACGAUGGAUUGUCCGUGCAUGAAUCCGUGCUCCUCUGAGAAUCCUCUCUGCUUACUAAAAUAUCGAAAACCAAAACCAGCUAUACAGUGCUGUGUUACUAGUAGUCCACCUCAA